Bombina bombina (fire-bellied toad) is the source of this 1555-nucleotide messenger RNA. RefSeq names its product hydroxypyruvate isomerase (putative) (gene HYI). Gene Ontology annotation, molecular function: hydroxypyruvate isomerase activity. Gene Ontology annotation, biological process: glyoxylate metabolic process. Lineage: Eukaryota; Metazoa; Chordata; Amphibia; Anura; Bombinatoridae. The coding region runs from base 209 to 1036 and encodes 275 amino acids. The transcript has 8 exons. The record is from RefSeq and is a predicted model, not a curated record.
ACAUUGGGAGUGGGCAAUUGGUUUAAUAUUUCGUUACCAGCGGACUUUGCUCUUGGCUGUGCCUCAGUCCGUUACAGCUCUCUGGGUUUACUCUAUAAAAAACAUUCCGGCCUAACUAUUCCCUGCAUCCCCGGCCUCGCCUAGUUCCGUCUUGUGUCACCGGUCUGUUCCCGCACUCAAUCCUCCGUGCUCUACCCGACAGGUCUGGAUGGCGGCCCUGCGCUUCUCAGCUAAUCUCUCCUGGCUGUUCCAGGAGGUGCCCGGGCUGCCUGCUCGUAUAGAGGCCGCGGCCGGAGCGGGGUUCAGAGCGGUAGAGGUGGCCUGGCCCUAUGAUUCAGACGUGGGGCUUGUAAGAGAAGCCCUGGGCCGGAACCGAGUAAACCUGGUGCUUAUUAACACCCCGCCAGGGGAUGUUAAGGCUGGAGAACUAGGCCUGGGUGCUGUGCCUGAGCGACAGGAUGAGUUCCGGGUAGGGCUGCACGAGGCUGUGAAAUGGGCCAGCGAACUGCACUGUGACAGAAUACAUAUCAUGGCAGGCCGGGUACCACCAGGGUCUGAAAGACAACAUGUCGCAAAAGAGAUGGAAGAAACGUUUAUAGAGAAUCUCAAGUAUGCAGCAAAUGUACUGAGCCAGGCUGGGAUAACAGGGCUGCUGGAACCAAUAAAUUGUCGUAUCACUGAUCCUAGAUAUUUCUUGAAUACUCCACAACAUGCUGCUUCAAUACUUGAAAAAGUGGGAAUGUCUAAUCUGAAGCUGCAAAUGGACCUCUAUCACUGGCAGAUCAUGGACGGAAACCUUACGAGGAAUAUUCAAACCUACCUUCCUUUAAUUGGUCAUGUUCAGAUAGCACAAGUCCCUCAUCGCAAUGAGCCAGACAGUCACGGGGAGCUGAACUACAAGUAUUUGCUUAACCUACUUCAGAGCCUUGGAUACCAAGGUUAUGUAGGCUGUGAAUACAAACCUCAAGGAGAUACUUUAACUGGACUUGGCUGGAUGGAGACUUAUAACAGAAACAGCGGGCAGUGUCGUUCUUGAGAAAGUCACAAAUCCCUCUUAUACUGCACACAUUUAGCAAAAGGCACUGGCGUUUCACGUGUUUGAUUACGAUAUAGGGCACUAUAGUUUAAAAGAUUCAAUAAUUAUUGAUAGAAAAAUUGAGCCGUAAAUUGAAAUCCCCUGUAAAAUGAUUAGUUUUAGCACAGUAAAAUCUAGACAUGGGCAUUAGCUUGUGAAAGAUCACCACACUAAAUUAUGUGCAAAUCCAGGUCUUAGUGUGGUGAUGUUUCACAAGCAAAAUCCAGCCCCUAAAAGAGCCAAAGUCAACAGGAGCCGGAUGCCCAUGGUCAGUUACAACCAUGCGAGGUACUGUUAUAAUGUAUCUUGUCUGCUUUUAAUGUAAUUUACCGCUUAAAAUUGUGUUUUUUUCACCCCACUGCUCCUACAGAAUCUUUUAGGGUUUAAACACAGACCCUUACAUCAUGAUUACUCGAUCAGAGCUCAGUUAUAUCUGUUUUUAAAUGGCAAGAGUAAGAUAAAAAUAUAAGCAAUACACAA